Molecule: messenger RNA, 890 nt
Organism: Coffea arabica (coffee)
Lineage: Eukaryota; Viridiplantae; Streptophyta; Magnoliopsida; Gentianales; Rubiaceae
Source: RefSeq, a predicted model, not a curated record
AUGUCGAUCCAUGCAAAAAUUACCAGCGAGAUGGGAUCAUCCCGCACAAAUAUACUCCCAUUGCGCAAUGCAGCCGGCAGGGCAACAACAAUUGUUAAUCAAGUGUUCUCUCAGAACUAUGUCCUUCAAAAUGGGUUUCUCAAAAGGUUCUUCUCUGAAGACAUUAGAGCAAUGUAUGGGAAGCACUGUUCCCACCAACUUGUCCUUUGGCUGAGGCAUUCAAGGAAAUCAUCCAUAUCUAAAGGAGUGCUGACUGUUCGUGCAACCUAUAGAUGGAAGGUCAGCACUGGGAAUCUCUUCCUCGGAGGCUUUAUUUUGGGAGGAUUAGUUAUUGGGACACUUGGUUGUGUAUAUGCACCUCAGAUCAGCAGUGCACUAGCUGGAACUGACAAAAAGGACCUGAUGAGAAAAUUGCCAAAAUUCAUAUAUGAUGAAGACAAAGCUUUGGAGAAACAGCGGAAGAAACUAUCAGAGAAGAUUGCACAGCUGAACUCUGCUAUAGAUGAUGUUUCAAAUCAGCUGCGAUCAGAAAAUACCCCAAAUGGAGCAGAUGUUAACUCGGAUGAAGUUGAGGCACUUAUAUAAGAUUCUAUUGUCGUUCUGUUUUCUCAUGAAUUUUCGCUGUAUGUGAAAACACAAUAACUCGUAUGUAGAGUCUCAAGGCCGUCGUAUGAGAAAAUUGCUCACUGCAAUUUUGGUAAAUUUGCUCUUCUUUUGAGAGCUGGAUUUUGGAACAAUACUGGAUUUUUUGAUGUUCAUGGAAGACAGCUGGAUAAUAAUGGUUGUGAAUUGUGAUCACUGAAGAAUGAUGGAUUCUCUAAGCUUUUGCUUGCGUCGGUAUCACAAGAAUGCAUAUCCUACCCGGAUUUAUUCUGUGUAGUGAUAAAUUA